Messenger RNA from Peronospora belbahrii, 1635 nucleotides. NCBI's taxonomy places the organism in Eukaryota, Oomycota, Peronosporomycetes, Peronosporales, Peronosporaceae. The record is from the annotation of a GenBank genome assembly.
AUGAAUCCAACACUGGAAUUCGAGUUAACACUUCCUUUGAUUCUUAUCGUUGUAUUAUUAUUGUUGGUGGGUAUUAUACUACAAUGUCAUGGUGUUAAUCCAUUGCGUAUCUUACGAUCAUCGUAUAAAGUACCUCGACAAUCGCAUCUCGCACUUGAAAGUUCGGAUAGAGAACGUGAAGUAUUGCUCGCAGUUGAUCGUAAAACCCGAAUUCGAUAUACUGGCAAUGAUACAAUUGCAGAAUUAGCUGCUUGCAAGACCCUACGAGAGACUGAAGCAUUUAUUCAUGUGAUUAAUGUACAUCGUGUAUUAAACUCCAAGGUCAAGGCACAACACUUUGCACAGUUUUGCAGUUCUAGGCUCCAGCUAUCACGAAUGAGGAUCAACACAUUGGCAACGAUCAUUCUAUCACUCCAGAAGUAUGCAACAGAGCCAGAUGUUGUCAUAUGUAUUCGUAACUGCUUCUGUGCAAAGCGGACUAUGGCGUGUCUACAACUCAAGGACAAAGUGGAUGCCAAGUUUCCCAUGUUUGAUCUAAUCUACCAUUGCAUUCAGUCAGAAGGAGAGCGUGAGGCUAUUUUGAAACAUUUUGAUGCAGAAGCAGCAAGGCUUCAAGCAUCGUCGACUUAUUUUGCACCGAUCAAGCUGCUGUGUGACAUUGACGAUACGAUGCUUGCUGCCCUCUUCGACACGCGCUAUCCAGAGCUUACAGUGUAUCCUGGUGUCCAUCAGUUUGCUCAGGAAUUACUUCGACGAUCAGCUACGAUUGCUGCGAAUUUUGCUGACCGACAUAGUGAAUACGAAUAUGACGACAGCGACAGUGAUAAAGACCUUGAGGCUGGCAGAACCGGCAGAUUGAAGAAACCCAAGGAUGUGCAGCGCGUGGCGUUCCUGACUGCGAGACCUGAAUUAUUGCGAAAGCGGUCUUUACAAGAGCUUCGUGCAUGCGGUUUCCAGCAUUUUACUCUUUUAAUGGGUUGUUUUGCCAACAUGUGGGGCUCGCAACGUAUUGCAUUAGGAAAGCUUCGGAAUUUUGUUCGGUUCAAGCGAAUCUUCGCUGAGCACCAGUUUGUCUUUGUAGGAGACAACGGACAAGGCGACAUUGAUCUCGGCAAGGAGCUACUAACGAAUCCACGCCUGUAUGCUGUGUCCGCUGUACUUAUCCAUGACGUCAUUCGCAAUCACACCCAAGACAAACCGCUCAGUCGGCAUUCAUAUCGUGGGAUAGAGUGCAGCCAGAGCGGUAUUUAUUCCUUUCGCACGUACAUCGGUGCAAGUUUUCACCUGUACGUUGUGGGUCUUCUGCCAUUGUGCUCUGUCAUUCGCGUUGUGGAAAAAACGGCAUUGGCUUAUGCAGCGAUCGUGUUCGACACGCGCGAGCAAAAGCGGAACCUUGCAAGGGAAAUUCUAACCGAUGUCGCUGCAGUGGUAAAUGAACUGCCUGACCAGCAGGCAAUGGCACUGGUGUCGUCGCUUCAUGACGACCUCGUGGACAAUGGACACGAUGAUGAAUUGAGUAGCAGAUUCAAACCGAAAAAACCACGACUCACGCGAGAAGAGCAGCUUCAACAGCGAUUAAAGGCUGUAAAGCAGAGCGCAACGAAACCCUCGCAAACGUCACGCAGCGACCUUUAG